Molecule: messenger RNA, 1368 nt
Organism: Chrysochloris asiatica (Cape golden mole)
Lineage: Eukaryota; Metazoa; Chordata; Mammalia; Afrosoricida; Chrysochloridae
Gene: UNC93A
Product: unc-93 homolog A (C. elegans)
Exons: 8
Coding region: 1-1368 (455 amino acids)
Source: RefSeq, a predicted model, not a curated record
AUGGACAGCAGUCUGAAGAACGUGCUUGUGGUCUCCUUUGGGUUCCUCCUGCUGUUCACAGCCUAUGGGGCGCUGCAGAAUCUGCAGAGUAGCCUUAACAGCGAGUCGGGCCUGGGUCUCACGGCUCUCAGCACCCUCUACGGAACCAUCUUGCUGUCCUCCAUGUUCCUGCCAUCACUGCUCAUCAAGAAAUUUGGCUGCAAAUGGACCAUCACCGGCUCCAUGUGCUGCUACGUGGCCUUCUCCUUGGGCAACUUCCAUGCCAGCUGGUACACACUGAUCCCCACCUCCAUCCUGCUCGGACUGGGCGGUGCCCCACUGUGGUCUUCACAAUGUACAUACAUCACCAUUCUGGGGAAUACGAGUGCCCAGAAGACGGGGAAAGCCAGCAAGGAUGUGGUGAACCAGUUCUUUGGCAUCUUCUUUCUCAUCUUCCAGUCGUCCGGCGUGUGGGGCAAUUUGAUUUCGUCUCUGAUUCUUGGCCAGACUCCCACCCAAAACAUCAUUCCGGAGGACCAGCUCCUCCUCUGUGGGGCCCGUGACUGCCAGAUGGGUGGCUCAUUCAGCAACAGCACCCAGCGUCCAUCCCAAGAACUCAUCUACACACUGGUGGGCAUUUACACAGGAUGUGGUGUACUAGCGGUCCUGCUGAUUGCCAUAUUUUUGGAACCAAUAAAAGACCCCCAACAGAAAAGUGAAGGAGAGAAAUUGUCUUUAUGGUCCAACUUACUGGCGACUUUCAGGCUCCUCAGAGACAAACGCCUCCGUCUUCUUGUCCUGCUGCCCUUGUACAGCGGCUUCCAGCAAGGAUUCAUGUCUGGAGACUACACAAAGUCCUACAUUACCUGUGCCCUGGGCAUCCAGUUCGUGGGCUACGUGAUGAUCUGCUUUGCAGGCACCGACGCGUUGUGCUCCGUUCUGUAUGGAAGGCUGUCCCAAUACACCGGGCGUAUUGCCAUCUUCUCAGUAGGAGCACUCAUCCACCUGUGUUGCAUCAUCGCCCUUCUUCUGUGGAAACCGAACCCUGACCAGCUGGCCGUGUUCUUUGUCUUCUCUGCCCUCUGGGGUAUGUCGGACGCUGUGUGGCAGACCCAGAACAAUGCUCUCUAUGGUACCCUGUUUGAGAACAACAAGGAGGCCGCCUUCUCCAAUUACCGUCUGUGGGAGGCCUUGGGAAUGGUCAUCGCGUUUGGAUACAGCACGCACUUAUGCGUCUACAUCAAGCUCUUCAUCCUCCUGGGAAUCCUGAUUGUGACCAUGGUGGCCUAUGGCACCGUUGAGUACAUGGAGUCUAAGGCCCAAGCCAAGCCACUUCCAACAGAGGAGACCAACCAAGCACAGAACACAGAAAAACAAACUUACAUGUGA